CGAAGGAGGAAAACACCGCACGUAGGUUACAUGGAUUAAUUUAAAUGACGAGGCGUCAUCCAUAAAUCCAGCGCCGUCCAGACUGGAUUUCCCGGUGCUACGUGAACACGUCAGUAACUGCGGUAUUGACGCCGUUUUAUUCCGGAUGUCCGCGCGCGCGCGUUUGUUUUUAACCGAGUAGCCGUGUUUACGUCUUCUUGCUAGCUUAAGCCAUCGUAGCGUUAGCGGACCUGUCGUUGCUCUCCGUACGUCACUCCCGUGAGGGUAUCGCGCGGAGGGUUUUGUAAUUGUAAGGGUGGUGGAAACUAUGCUAAUUUAGUUCGUGUCGCUUCGUAGACCACAUUGCUCGUCAAAGACGAGGACAGAAGUGUGUCGUUUUUCCCUGAAAACGCUCGGAGCACAUUUGGGGAAACGGAACGCUGCGUCUCAACAAGUGGACACGAUGGGUGUGAUCUGGACUUCAGUCGCCACUCAGACAACACAGCAGAUACUUUGUAAAUAGCACUUCCUGCCAGCCGUUCGGCUCCACUACUUUUUCCCCUCCUUCUGCUGACUGGGCAGUUUACGAGCAGUAUCCUGCGUUUUGAAGUUGACCGAAGCUGAGGAAGUCUUCCUCGGGGUUUUUUUCGUUUUUUUUCUCUUAAACUUUUGUUUCAACACAACUUCUGUUUUUACUUUAACUUCGACUAAGCGACUCAGCUCAGCAGGGAUCCUCUUGUCUUCCUCCUGCACAGUGAAGGAUGAAUGGCCUCUCUCUCAGCGAGCUCUGCUGCCUUUUCUGCUGCCCGCCAUGUCCCGGUCGCAUCGCGGCCAAGCUCGCCUUCCUGCCCCCUGAGCCCACGUACGCCUUCCUUCCCGACACAGAGGCCGAACCUCCAGCGGCGGCCGCACUGACGACGACGACAACGGCACCGGCGGCAGGAGCAGCACCACCACCAGCAGCAGCAGCAGCAGGAGCAUCGGGGACAUCCAGCCUGCGGGCGCGGAGCGGUGCCUCGGGCGCCGGGAGCGGAGGGGCCGCCGCGUCUGUGGAGGGCCGAUGGAAGCUCCACCUGACGGAGCGAGCCGAGUUCCAGUACUCGCAGAGAGAGCUGGACACGACGGAGGUGUUCCUCACGCGAUCCAGCCGGGGCAACCAAAUCGGCUGCAUGUACAUUCGCUGUGUUCCCAACGCCAGGUUCACGGUGCUCUUCUCCCACGGCAACGCGGUCGACCUGGGCCAGAUGAGCAGCUUCUACAUCGGCCUCGGCACUCGCAUCAACUGCAACAUCUUCUCCUACGACUACUCCGGCUACGGCGCCAGCACUGGCAAGCCCUCCGAGAAGAACCUCUACGCGGACAUCGACGCUGCCUGGCACGCCCUGCGCUCGCGGUACGGCAUCAGCCCGGAGAACAUCAUCCUGUACGGCCAGAGCAUCGGGACGGUCCCCACCGUGGACCUGGCGUCCCGGUACGAGUGCGCCGCCGUGGUGCUUCACUCCCCUCUGACCUCCGGCAUGCGAGUGGCCUUUCCCGACACCAAGAAGACCUAUUGCUUCGACGCGUUCCCCAACAUUGAGAAAGUGUCCAAAAUCACGUCCCCGGUGCUCAUCAUCCACGGCACGGAGGACGAGGUCAUCGACUUCUCCCACGGCCUGGCUCUGUUCGAGCGCUGCCCCAAAGCCGUGGAGCCGCUCUGGGUGGAGGGGGCGGGGCAUAACGACAUUGAGCUGUACAGCCAGUAUCUGGAGCGCCUGCGCCGCUUCAUAGGACAGGAGUUGGCCGUGCCGCACGCCUGACCGCCACCACCCGGAUCAUCAUCACCACGACCACCAACAUCAUCAUCAUCAACAUCAUCAUCAUCACCAUUUGUCCGAGAGUCAUCUAAACCGUCCCUCAGCUUACCACGGCUGUAGUGCUUUGUUUCCGGGGCACUGGGCGCCUUUAAUGGGCCGUCGAUUAGAAGUGUGUGUGUGUGUGUGUGCGUGUGUGUGAAAGACCUUUUCACAAACUGCACUUCGACUUUUUCUUUAUUUUUUUAGCCGUUACCUUCAGACUACAUCUAUUCCUCUACUGUGCAAUAAUGUGGACAGGGGGGGGGGGGGGGAAGCCGUUAAAUGAUUAAAGGAGAUUUAACAGAACAACACUUAAUCGUGUAGAUCCAUCGUGGUCCACGUGGAAAAUCUCUUUUUAUUUCCCAGCCUACUCAUAGAGUUUUUGUGAUUUUUUUCUUUUACUGUUAACCUGAGUUAAAUGCAUAAUCGUUGGAAACACUAAACGACGCCCUCGGAAAAAAAUGCUCGUGGCGUAUUUCUUUUUUUUUAAAUUUUAUUUAGGAUAAUUUUUCUUAACACCCGUUUGAAUUGCAAACAAGUUUGCAACUAAUUUUUCUGCCGUUUCUAUUAGUGCUCCUGUACAAUGUAAUGCAACCCAAUGUAAAGCCUGGCGACAAACAGAAGGGAUGAUUUAACCAUGUGACUGAUGAUUUUAUCAUGAUGUAGUUUUUAGCAUGAUGUUGUGGUGCUGGACUGCAUUAUAUUGACCGGUGUUCUUAAUAUCUGAUCACCUCAUGUAUGCAAUAGAUACAUACAUGCAUCAUUCAGUUUCUUUUGCUCAGGUAACUUUUAGACACUUGGGUAAGUGUGUUCCACAUUUAUUUGUGUUUUUUUAUGCUGUUUUUACCUGCGAGUAAUGAAGCAAACUAUGAUCCCCAAACUGAGGUACAGGCCGUCUGCUCGGCAACCGCAUCCCGUCUCCCGGUAACGGCGUGCCGAUUGGCCCGCGGGCAAAGAAGUCCAAGAGCCUCGGAAAAAGAAAAGAGAAAAAUACCUCAAGCUACGUCAUCGAGUGGAAUGUCUGAGAGUCUCGUUUUUUUUUUUUUUGUCUCGCUGGCGUUGUUUACGUCUCGCCCCGAGUCGGUCGCAGCGGUCUCCGUGUCUGGAACAGAGAAGAGACGCUAAAAGGAAAACAGGCCUCUGAGGUCUACCUCCAGACACUUAAAAAAAAAAAACUCUGACAGCCAUCUUACUCGCUGCAGUUUUGUCCAUCUGAGACGUGACGUGGAGCGAUUCUGUUUUUUUCUUUCUCUUAUAAUCUUUCGUCAACCUUGAGUACACACACUUCCCACUUUUCUACACUAAUGAGGUUUUGGCGCGGUGCCGAAGGUCAAAGGGCACGCGGCGCGUCGACAGCGUUCGCACGCCGACGCCAUCCUGCUGCUCUUCUGUACCGCAGGGUAAAAACAAAAAAAGAGAGUAAGCAGGGUGUGUUUUUGUUUAGUUUUUUCAAUGAAGAAAAUUCCUCAAGUACUCAGUGGUUUACGGCCUCUACAUGAACCGUGUCUCAUCAACUCUAUUGUUUGUUUGUACACGGCGUCGACGACAGGAGGGGUACGCGCUCUUUUCUCGCUGCUGGUGAGACUUUUCUAACCGUUGCAAACUGUCUGGAGCACGUUUUACUUUUCUUUUUUUUGCGAUGUGUUCUUUUUGCGCUGAUUAUUAUAUUUCGGGGGAUAUCACCAACUAGUAGACGGGAAAUUGUCCCGUUUUUACUGCAAAGGCCAUUUUUAUUUGCUCAUAAUAACCAGGAUGCAAAAAUAACUGGUUUGGAAUCAUUUCCGCCGGAUGCCCUGUUUUUAUCUUCAUGUUUCUAUUGAGAUAAAUUCUGUUUGUUAGAUUCUGUGGGAGUCCUCUGCGCUCGCACUCAUGUUUCUGAGCUGCAGGCUGAGGCGUCCGGAUUAAAAGGUGCAACACUCCCCCAAGCCGCAGAGGGUUGGAGCCCAAAUUCUGAUGCGUGUAAAAUUCAAAUGUAUAGCUUAAAAAAUGGGGCGGAACAAAGUGUUUCACAUGAGCCGGGGUGUUGCUCCUAUUUCAAACCUCUCGGUGGAAAGAUGAGAUCACGUCUUUUUUUGUUGGUUUUCUUGUGUACAUAUGAACCAAAGUGUAGCUUUUUGUUUUUAGGGCUUUACCCAGUGUACCUGCUGAUUCUGUCGGUGUCUUCGUAACCAAAGGCGAACAUGUUCUUUUUAUCAGAUGUGUUUUCAUCUCUGUGGUUGGCGCCGUCUUUUUCCACUAGUUUCAUGUGACCAUUUGUCAUAUUGCUAAAUCAUAGUUUUAUCAUCUGAGUUUGAGCAGCAUAAUGUUUUUUUUCUUCGUCUUUUUCUCCUUUCUUUAAAAAAAAUAAUUUAUCAUUUGUGAAGAACAACUUUCACGCUGUGAGUUUGGACAUGGUUCUGGAAAAAUGAGCGUGGAAUGAUUUCAAAGAACAAUUAAAGAGGAACUUCAAGCUGACCAAUGAAAAGCUUUUGUUUUGUUAAAAAAGAAAAGAAAACUGUCAAACUGUUUUAUUCCCAUGUUUUUGUUUUCUCGUCACAAAUUGUUAGCCAUUGUUUAUUUUACGGACUCAUUUUUAGCUUUUGGAGAUUGUCUUUUUUUUUUGACGCUAAUUGAAGAGAAGUUAAUAAAACAUAAUCAUAAAUUGAUAA
Messenger RNA from Pseudoliparis swirei, 4462 nucleotides. It is a transcript of the gene abhd17ab, whose product is annotated as abhydrolase domain containing 17A, depalmitoylase b. Gene Ontology annotation, cellular component: endosome membrane; plasma membrane. Bases 741 to 1778 code for a protein of 345 amino acids. The record is from RefSeq and is a predicted model, not a curated record. Gene Ontology annotation, molecular function: palmitoyl-(protein) hydrolase activity. Gene Ontology annotation, biological process: protein depalmitoylation. Lineage: Eukaryota; Metazoa; Chordata; Actinopteri; Perciformes; Liparidae. The transcript has 5 exons.